UGUGAGUGCUUACCUUUGGAUAGGAAGUUGGGUAUACUAUUUUUGUACAAAUAACUUAUUUCAAAAAAAUUAGGAAGUUCAUUCUUUUGCUUUAGCUUUCUCUUAUCCUCGUUUGAAUCCUUCCAUCAAUGGCUCUGCUUCGUCCGCAGAUCCCAACGUCCCCUGCAACCGGAGUCUACUCGAACUAUCCCUACAGCAUCUGGACCUUUAAACACAAUAUAGUGAAGGGUAGUGGUGGGCGAGGUGCAGGAAGAUGCUGCAACGCCAUUUCGAUUGAUGCACCCGCGGCCGUUUCCGGCAUCAGAUGGGGGUCGGCGCUGCUACAGGGCGCCCGUGGGGAGAUGGAGGACGAUGCCAUGAUUGUUCAGUCAGAUGAUCUUGGCGGGUUCUCUUACGCCGCGGUUUUUGAUGGCCAUGCUGGGUUUUCUUCUGUCAGAUUCCUCAGGGAUGAGCUGUAUAAAGAAUGUGUUAGAGAAUUACAAGGCGGACUUCUGUUGAAUGGAAAGGACCUAAAUGCAGUAAGAAAAGCUCUACAAGAGGCUUUUGAAAGUGCUGAUGAAAAACUUAUGAAUUGGCUUGAGAGAAGCGGGGAAGAAAUUGAAUCUGGAUCAACAGCUACAGUUAUAUUUGUUAGCAAUGAUGCACUAUUCAUUUCACACAUUGGUGAUUCGUGUGUAGUUUUCUCACGGUCUGGGAAAGCAGAAAUGUUGACCAGUUCUCACCGGCCGUAUGGAAGCAACAAAACUUCUCUUGAAGAAAUUAGACGAAUUAGGAAAGCUGGCGGAUGGAUUGUAAAUGGACGAAUCUGCGGGGACAUCUCUGUAUCCCGUGCUUUCGGGGAUAUGCGAUUCAAGAACAAGCAGAAAGAGUAUGCUUUUUUAUUGUCCUCAAAAAAAUCCAGAGCUGAAAUUCGUUGUUAUUUCAUGAAUCCAAAUAUGGUGAUUUCCUCCGGAGUAGUAUAAAAUCUCAUAUCUGUCUUAUUGCAUGCCGACUAAAAGGAUGCUGGAGAAGGGUGUUGUGGAAGGCAGGUGGUCUCAGAAGUUUGCUUCUCGGUAGGUUUUAUCUCAGGUCCGAUCCAUCUCUCUCGUAGUAGUGAAAGGUGAAAGGCGAGAGGCAGGCGAGAGGGCCUUUUUUUAAGGCGAGAGGCGGGCAGCCAAAAGGCGAACUUGGGGCAUACACACUUACAUAAAAUAUAUAGUGCAGUGCAAUUAAUAAUUUCAAUCCCAAGCAAGUCAUACAUGUUAAACAAAACAAUUAGAGUAGUUACUACAUAAGUUUCUAAAAAGCGAGUAUUUAAUAUAUAGAAAUGUAUUAG
Messenger RNA from Cuscuta campestris, 1315 nucleotides. The record is from the annotation of a GenBank genome assembly. Lineage: Eukaryota; Viridiplantae; Streptophyta; Magnoliopsida; Solanales; Convolvulaceae.